UCUCCCUUGUCCCCCCGGCGCUGAGAUGGCGGAGGGAGCGGCUGCCCGCGCUCUCCUCCUUGCCCGGCUCGCUGGGGACGAGGCGGUGCCGCAGCAGCGAUGGCUCAUCCCGGCUGCUCUCGUUGGGACACAGGGGCUGCUCCGUGCCCGGGACACUUCCCGGCCGUGCGGCCCCGGGCAGUGACCUCUCCUCAUGUCCCUUUCAGUGUGCCACCAGCGCGGGUGUGAAGCUGUUCCCGAGGCCGACCUCCGAAAGGCUUUUUCAGCACUCCUGAUGUCUCCGGAGCAAGGGGCUGUUUGUUCCCAGCAGAGAGAUGCCGGCUGUGAGCUGCAGGAGAGUGAAUUUUGCUCCCGUCAUGGAGUUGUGAAGGAGCUCCUGCAUCUCCAGGAGGCACCAGCAGCUGGGGUUCCACACUUGCCUGGGGUGCGAGAAGCCACUUGUCAUGAGCAGGGGGAUGCCACUUGUAAACGUGCAGGAAAUGAAGAUGUGGAGAGUGGAUUCUGCAGCCGUGAUGGGAGUGUGAGAGAGCCCCUGCGUACCCACGGCAGGAAUGUACACAGGAUCCUCAGAAGCUUCCCAGGGCCGGCUCUGGUUGUGGCAGCCAGCAGCUCUUUCCUGCUCCAGGCAAGCGGUUCAGGUGCCGUGCCGUGCCCGUGUUGGUGCUGGUUGUGCUCGUGUUGCUGGUGCUGGCUUUGGCGGUGGCCUUGGCUGUGCAGUCAGCCCCACAGCUUCCAGUCACACCUGCAACUCCGCUCUUGGUUCUGGCCUGUCCCUCUGGCUGGGUUGGCUACAAUGGGCUCUGCUACUACUUCUCCAGGGAUUCCAGCACCUGGGAGCAGGGUCAGGAACGGUGCUCCGAGCUCGGGGCCUCCCUGGCCAUUGUCAAGGAUGAGGACCUGGGUUUGCUCUUCCGCCUCCGCGGGAACGUCGAUUACUGGCUCGGGCUGCGCAGACGGGGCCAGCGCCUGCACUGGGGGGACGGCAGCAACUUCAGCUCCUGGGUUCAUGUCCUUGGCGAUUCCGAGUGUGUGUACCUGGCUGACGAUAAAUUUGUGAGUCAGAGCUGCUCCAAUGAGCGGCCGUAUCUGUGCAGCAAGGCCCAAGCUCCCCUGUGACAGGGGCUGGGGAAAGGACCUUCUCCACGCUGGGCAGUCCCAGCUUCACCUCUCAGCCCGGCACAGGCUGUCCUUGCUCAGCUGCAGCCUGUGCCUUGCCCUCACUCUCAGGGUCACCUCCGUGCCUGCUCCUCGCCACUGCCAAGGCCGGGCUGGGUGUCCAAAGGAAAAGUCUCCGCAAUCCCUCCUGGCCCCGGUGCUGCCUGCAGGGAGGGCAUUGUCCCCGUGACAGCCCCAGCUCCAAGGGCAGCCACCAGCGCCCCUGCCGGCGGUGCGGGAACUGCAGCCAAGGGGAAAGUGCCUGCGGCCGAGAGCGCCUGGGGCUGGGUUUGGGCUCCGUUUGUUGUUCAUGCCGCCCUCGGGGCUGUCUGUCCGCUUUGUGCUACGUCCUAGUAAAGAACUGUUAUUGCUCUUCUCAUAUCUUUGCCUGAGAACCACUUCAUUGCCAAAUUAGAAUCAUUUGGAGAGAAGGAUUUGAUAUUUUCCACUGCAAGGGAGGC
Messenger RNA from Prinia subflava (tawny-flanked prinia), 1616 nucleotides. RefSeq names its product early activation antigen CD69-like. The transcript is spliced from 5 exons. Lineage: Eukaryota; Metazoa; Chordata; Aves; Passeriformes; Cisticolidae. The record is from RefSeq and is a predicted model, not a curated record. The coding region runs from base 194 to 1057 and encodes 287 amino acids.